Drosophila eugracilis is the source of this 465-nucleotide messenger RNA. RefSeq lists its product as uncharacterized. The record is from RefSeq and is a predicted model, not a curated record. The coding region runs from base 1 to 465 and encodes 154 amino acids. NCBI's taxonomy places the organism in Eukaryota, Metazoa, Arthropoda, Insecta, Diptera, Drosophilidae. The transcript has a single exon.
AUGCAAUCAAUGCGGUUGAGGGAUCGUUCGAAGUUGAAGAGACCGGAGCAUCUGGAUGACUACGUAGCAGCAGCCGGGAAUUUUGUGCUGGAGAGUCCAGAUUCCUUCCAUGAAGCCAUCAACAGCAACGUCGAGUGGAAAAAGGCAAUGGACAGGGAAAUUGAUUCCUUACAUCAGAAUGAAACUUGGGACUUGACAAGACUCCCCAGAAGAUCGAAAGUACUUCCGUGCAAGUGGGUCUAUCGAGUCAAAACCCACAACGACGGAAGUAUCGACAAAUACAAAGAUCGCUUGGUCAUCAAAGGAUUCGCCCAGAGACGAGGGAUUGAUUACGACCAAACUUUUAGCUCUGUCGCAAGAAUGGAAACAAUCCGCUCAGUAUUGAGCGUUGCAGCCAAAAAUAAUAUGUUUUUGGUCCAGUUUGACGUCUCGACAGCUUUUCUAUACGGUGAAUUGGACGACUAG